CACACUUGCAGCCAUACACUUUAUCUUAUCAGUCACCAUCGGAGCGUCAGUCACCACGGAAAGUGGGCGUGGCGUAAAAAGUUUGCGAAGCCCGAAAGUGAAUGAGUGACAGUUCAUCCAUCCUCCGCUUUACCAGGGCGCAUGGGGCAUCAGCUAGGAUCCGCGCGGAAUUACCAGAUGCAAACUUUCACAGAAUAACAAUGAAUUUAAAAUACAUAUUCCAACCCACACAUGGACUCUCUGUUUGUUUCAUUUCAUUACUAUUUUUAAAAAUCAGACCUUUUUUUGUGCGCCAUGCAAUGUGAAUGCGGGCAAAUGCCGCAGCUUAUACUUGAACUACUUUAAUAUGUGACCAAAAGUGGAUUAAGGAUUUAUAAGAUGAUCUUGAGGAGGCUUUUACAUCCACUGCCUGUCUUCGCUCUGACUUUGUUCAUCCUGGUUUUGCUGGAUUUGCAGCUGCGCACCCGGAGUGACCAAAACCCCACUGCGCCCUUUGCACGUGAAAGAACAGCAUCUCUAUCAAGGACCGUGGCUGUAAACCAACACAGAGACGUUGUUCUUGAAAAUCAGAAACAGAAACGUCAGAAAUGGAGGGAGAUGAAGCCACAACAAUCUUUAAAACUCACAGACAUCUUCAUUGCAGUGAAAACCACCGGCCGGUUCCACAAGACCCGCCUUGCUCUUCUUCUGGAGACCUGGAUCUCCAGGACUAAAGACCACACCUACAUCUUCACAGACAGUCCAGAUGAAGACAUUUCCUCUGAAGGAUUUAAUGUUGUCGUCACUAACUGCUCGCCGGAGCACAGUCAUCAAGCUUUAUCCUGCAAGAUGGCUGCCGAGUAUCACCACUUCAUGGCCUCUGACAAAAAGUGGUUUUGUCAUGUUGAUGAUGAUAAUUACCUGAACCCUGGAGCCCUUCUUUCUCUCCUGACGGCCUUCCCAGGAGAAAGAGAUAUCUAUGUGGGCAAGCCAAGCCUGGAUCGACCAAUGAGAGCACAGGAGCUGCUGGAAGGGAAUAAGACGAGGGACGUGCGUUUCUGGUUUGCCACAGGAGGGGCUGGUUUCUGUCUGAGCAGGAAGCUGGCAGAGAAGAUGGCACCCUGGGCAAGUGGUCCCAGGUUCGAGCAGACCUCCGCAGUAAUCAUGUUACCUGAUGACUGUACGGUGGGAUUCAUAGUUGAGAGGCGACUGGGCAUCUCAAUGGUCCAUAGCAACAUGUUUCACUCUCAUCUGGAAAACCUACUUCUAAUUUCCCCCAGUGAUAUCCCCAAACAAGUGACUCUAAGCUAUGGAUGGUUUGAGAAUAAAAUGAAUAGUGUUGAACUAAAAGGAGUUUUUACCAAAGACGAAGAUCCGUCCAGGUUCAGGACAGUCCACUGUCUUCUGUACCCUACAACAAGUUGGUGUCCUGUAGCUCUCAAUAAUGCCUUGUCAUGGAAUCAACGUGGUUUCCAAUGAUACAAUAAUCAUGUAUAAAGUGAGAAUUUUAAUGCAUGAACUUUGUAAGGGCUGAGGAGCCAACAAAAGCCAAAAGUGCAUGGUGUUCAAAUGAGGACACGGAAAAACCUCAAUGUUUAACUGAGCCAUUAUUGUUAUUGAAAUUGUAAAUUGAAAGUGUAUAACCUCUGUCUACUUGCUGCACAUUUUGGUUAUGAAUAUGUUUGUUUUUAAACCAUUUACUAUAUAUAAUCAAAUUAUUUCAAAACAGGGUAAUCAUAUUUUUUUUUCCUAUGAUCAGUUGUAUUCGUAUAUUUGCACUGUACACAUUUUGAUUACUGUAAUAUUUAUACUGUAUGAUAUACAUGAAGCACUUAAGAUAAGUGGAUAUCCACAAAA
Rhinichthys klamathensis goyatoka is the source of this 1836-nucleotide messenger RNA. It is a transcript of the gene mfng, whose product is annotated as MFNG O-fucosylpeptide 3-beta-N-acetylglucosaminyltransferase. Gene Ontology annotation, biological process: pattern specification process; regulation of Notch signaling pathway. Gene Ontology annotation, cellular component: Golgi membrane. NCBI's taxonomy places the organism in Eukaryota, Metazoa, Chordata, Actinopteri, Cypriniformes, Leuciscidae. The record is from RefSeq and is a predicted model, not a curated record. The transcript is spliced from 8 exons. The coding region runs from base 379 to 1458 and encodes 359 amino acids. Gene Ontology annotation, molecular function: O-fucosylpeptide 3-beta-N-acetylglucosaminyltransferase activity.